AAAUUUGUAAUUCCAUAUCAUUUAUUAUUAAAAAAUAUUUGACAUUCAGUACUAACUAAAAUCUAUAAAAGUUAAACUAUCUUAUAUAUUUUCGACUUAACUUGUUUACAAUGAAGAAACAAAACUGAAAUUAGGCUUUGGAUAUAACUUGUUUGUAUAUAAGAAAGAAGAAAAAAGUUUUUGUUCUGAAAAAUAAUUGUUCUGUGACAACUCAUUUGGAAGCAUUAUGGCCGAUUCAAAAUUGUUACUCACCAGUAGCCCUGUACCGAAGAAGGAUGUAGUAACAACUAUUAUUGCGAUGGAUGGGAGCGAGUUCUCAAAUUACGCUUUAAAAUUUUAUGUUGAAUGUCUACAUAGACCAGGGAAUCAUGUCAUAUGCACUCAUAGAUCUGAAUUUAAAUGCAUCACAGACCCGACGGCUGGCAAUAUAUCUGAGGCAGUUGCAGAAAUGGCUAAAGACCUGAAGGAAGUUGAAGAAAAAUCUGCAGACUUUGUUGUGAAACUUACAGAAAGGAUGAAACAACUAGGGAUAAAUGGAACAAUCGAGCGUAUUCGUGGUGAUGCUGGACCAGCUAUUGUCGCCUUAGCCAAAGAAAGACACGCGGAUUAUAUUGUCGUAGGGUGUCGUGGCAGGGGUAAAGAUCGUAAGACUUUUACUGGAAGUGUAACCGACUAUGUAACACAUCACUCACACGUGCCUGUUCUCAUUGCAAAAAAUGAAGAACAUAUGGAGCAGCUUCAUUCACACGCGCAUGCGCAUUUGAAACAUCCAAAGAAACAUGAUGGUCAUGCCACACAUACAAAGAAAGCCAUCCAUAAAUGAAGGUUACUUCUUCAAAAUAACAUGCGCGAGUAUACAACACUGUGUGUCCUAUAUAAAAAGAAUUUAAUUCCACUAGACAGUUUUAGCUAUUUAAUUGCACUUCGCAUAAGUAUACUUCAAAUAAAUGUUGCCUGAAAUCAUCAAAUCAUAUCUUUCUAAUUUUUUUUGUGUAUUUUGUUUAUAAAAUUUCUUUAAUGAAUACUUAUGGUGAGUAUGCAAGGAACUUCGGUUUCGAUUUUAGUAAUGACAAGAAAUUAUGUUUUGUCUAGUAUUAUUUUAUUCACUGCCCCAACUUUUGUCGGAAACACACGGACGACCAAUUUCAGAUAUAUUUCACUGUCUUUAGAAGAAAAAAACAAAUCAUACUAAUUGAUAUUGUAAAUAAAACUGUAAUAAUUAGA
Molecule: messenger RNA, 1224 nt
Organism: Mercenaria mercenaria
Lineage: Eukaryota; Metazoa; Mollusca; Bivalvia; Venerida; Veneridae
Product: universal stress protein YxiE-like
Exons: 4
Coding region: 227-823 (198 amino acids)
Source: RefSeq, a predicted model, not a curated record